UCUCAAACUGUGUUUGCGUGCCGCAUAAAAUUUAAAAAAAAGUGAGAAAUUCGUGGAUGUUUGGUGAUUUGCUGUAAUAUUCUGAUUCCAAGAUCCUGUAGGUACUUGUGAAUGUAAAGAUAAAGCGGGCCCGCCAGUGCAGCAGUGGAUGGAUAUCAAACUUCUGUACACCACCAAUUGGAGGUAGCAGAGCCUGUUCUCCAUGGAUGAGGGUUUCUGGUGAAGCUCACUUCCAACCCUCGCCUUCGGCCUGGUCAACAUUUACCACCUGGCAACUCUGGCAAGAUGCAAGCCAAAAGCUUCCACUGAAACUUACCAGCCUACCAGCACGAACCAUGAAUUCCGGCUGGCUGGCAUGGGAAUGCAUAGUGUUCGGGGUGUUCAUAGCGGCCACCUCCUGCGUGCCUCUCUGGCAACGGCGGAGGGACGCGAGCGAAGCCGGGGGCAGCGCCAAGCGAGCGUACAUAUUCGCCGGCGGUGGCGUGUCAGUGAUCGCUAUGAUAUUGUCCGUGGCUAGAGGGACGCUUGGAGUCAGAUCCUUUCUUGGAUUCCCGUCGGAGCUGGUGUACCGAGGGUCGGCGAUGUGGGAGACGCUGUACGGCAUCAUCUUGGCCUUCCCAUUGGUCUGCUUCAUCUUCGUGCCGGUCUACUAUCGGCUGCACACCAACUCCGUUUACGAGUAUCUUCAGAUGCGUUUCAACUGCUCCUGGGUGCGUCGCCUAGCCGCCGCCACCUUCCUCAUCAGACAGCUCCUCAACCUGGCAGUCACGGUCUACACGCCGACCGUGGCUCUCCACGCGGUCCUGGCACUGCCGCACUGGGCUUCAGCCGCUGUGCUUACAGCUGUGGCUAUCGUCUUCAACCUGCUUGGCGGGCUGGCUGCUGCUAUCAGGGCUGACGUGAUCCAGACGAUGACGAUGGUGAUCGUGAGCGGCGCCUUCAUCGUGCAGGCCACCGUCAAGGCGGGCGGGCCGGGGAAGGUGGUCAGCGACAAUAUUGACGGCGGGAGGCUGCAGUUUUUCAAGUUUACAGGUGACCCAACAGUCCGCGUGGACACCCUGUCCGCAAUCUUCGGCCAGCUCUUCAUGUCGGUGUCCAUCUACGGCUGCCAGCAGACCUUCGUGCAGCGCUACUGCUCCAUGUCCAGCGAAGCCAGGGUUAGGAGGACUCUGUUGGCUAACGUCCCAGCUGUGGGCAUACUAUUCAGUCUAUCCUGGGUGGUGGGCAUGGCGUUAUAUGCGGUAUACAAGAACUGCGACCCUCUGAUGUCUGGGAGAAUUGCUGCACCCGAUGAAGUCCUGGCUUAUUAUGUGGAAGACCAAUUCGCGUUCUUGCCUGGGAUGCUGGGACUGUUCCUGGGCAGUCUCUUCAAUGGGGCUUUGAGCUUCCUGGUAUCAAACGUGAACUCCUUGGCUACUGUGACGUGGGAGGACUUCGUAUCGGCCGCGCCACCCUUCAAGGGAAUAGCCGACAAGCAGCAGCUAACGGUCAUCAAAAUCAUUGGCGUCAUUUAUUCUAUAACCAUAAUGUGCCUGUCGCUUUGCGUCGGCGUAGUCGGCGGAGUAGUAGAAGGCUCACUUCUAGUAACUUCUGCCACUUCUGGAGCCCUACUUGGGGUCUUCGUACUAGCUGCAUUAUGUCCUGUCGCGAAUGGCAAGGGAGCUUUAUGGGGAAUGGUGGCUUCACAUGUCAUAACUACAUGGAUGGCGGCGGGAAGGCUACUGUAUGUGGAUAAAGCUGUUGCUAUGCUGCCUUUAUCUGUUGAGAGCUGCCCAAACAGCACAGCAAGCGUGUUCAACGUGAAGCCGCUACCCGUUGGAGUCAAUGAAACACUCAUGCACAUCGCGCCUCUACUGCGGGCCUUGAACACCAGCCGCUCCCACGUUCACACAGAGUCUAUGAUCAACAGCAGCCUCCACGCCAUGUACUCUGUCUCCUACAUGUGGUACGCCGUCAUCGGCACCGUCACGUGUGUCGUCAUCGGCGUCAUUAUCGGCGUCAUCACCGCCAGCGAUGAUGACGCGUACGACGAGCGACUCCUCCACCCUAUGGUUGCCAGACUAGCCAGGAAGUUUCCAGGGAAACCCAGGAAAUUUACUAAUACUAGUGAAAAAGUAGAGAAGAUUCCAGAAGAGAAAGAAACGUCUGAGAAAACCGAUGAGACGAUAGCUGAAGAAGUGAAGCCGACGGUGUUUUCGACUAAUGCAAGUAGACUUUUCGAUGUGUAUGAGACGAGGCGGUCGCCGUCGCCGUUUCCAGAAAGGACAAGAUUGUAGUUAGUUUUACUGUUGAAUAGUUAGUAUGAAAUGUGACGUCCACUUGGGUAACGUUAAAACUUAUAACUUAACUUAUUCCUUAAAAGGAAUUUAUUAAAAUAUGCCAUAAUCUUGGUAUUACAAAAAAAACAUACAUACAG
Ostrinia furnacalis (Asian corn borer) is the source of this 2416-nucleotide messenger RNA. RefSeq names its product sodium-coupled monocarboxylate transporter 1. The coding region runs from base 207 to 2276 and encodes 689 amino acids. Gene Ontology annotation, biological process: transmembrane transport; sodium ion transport. Gene Ontology annotation, cellular component: membrane. The record is from RefSeq and is a predicted model, not a curated record. NCBI's taxonomy places the organism in Eukaryota, Metazoa, Arthropoda, Insecta, Lepidoptera, Crambidae. The transcript has 13 exons. Gene Ontology annotation, molecular function: symporter activity.